AAACACAUAUAUCGAGCGGAGAGAGACACCUUCAGGCAUUCUUAGUCCAGUCAGCUGGUUGCUCCCUUGUCUUCAGAACUUCGCAAGACGUUGAGACAAUGAGUAUCAAGGGGCGUUUACCGUGGGUAGUUACUCUCGUCGCCGUCCUGGUUUCCUUCGGCACAGUGGUAUCCCCAUGGUCCCUUCCCUCACCGUUGGUCGACCUUUAUCAAUCCUGGUUCCUGUAUCCCACGUCUCCAUCGCCACCUGAAGAGAGCCCUAAGGAGACAACCGAGGGCCCUACCACUCCUGUAGGGAAAGCGUCUCCAGGAGACCUUCCCGGGACGUCGACGCCUACUGUAGCCUCCAGACGAGAGCGAUGGAGGAGGUCGGGCGAAGGAGGGGCUGAGGAUCAGGACGAAGGUACUUGCGUCGCGGACCUGAAGGAGAGGAUACUGCAGCAGGCGACCCGGACGAUGAUUGUGAUUGACGAGUUUAAGGGCGAGUAUACCAGAGACAAGUACAACAUGACCUGGGACAAGGCCAGCGCCCACUUCGCCGACGUGGCCAGCGACCCGACCUACCUCGUGGCGUGCAACGAAGAGCAUGACUGCCUGAUGGUGCUCCCCUCGCUGCCCUCCACGCUCCCUCUCCCCCCCACCGACGACGAAGGGACCAAGGCGAUCCUGACGGAGCUCUCGGGAUACUGUCGCCAAUAUUGCGAGGCUCUGAACCAGAUCUUCCUGGACGAGUCGCUCUUCGAGGAAAAGUUCAAGGAGCACUUCGACGCGGCCCAGCGGAACAUGGAGUCCUUGGCCAACCUGCUGGUGAAGGGCGUUGACCUGUGUGACGGCUCUCCGGAUAACGAGUUGGUGAGGGACAUGAUUGACAUGAUCUACAGGAUGGAAGAUGAAGACAUGAGGAAGCGAAGAGGGUUCGGCACGAUCCGCCAGUGCCUCCUCGGACUUCAGUACAUCAUAGACAUCUUCUCCGCUGCGACGUACUAGGCGUGUGAGGCAGAGAGGUACAGGUGCAAAGUGUGCUUCCGUUAAUGAUUUUUAUCUUUGUGAUGUAGCUCAGAACGUUAUUUGUUAAUAAAAAUCUUAAAAGUAGGUAUAGGCGUUUGCGUGUGUUAUUACGAUUAUUAAUUUUAUUAUUGUUAUUGUGUGUGUGUGUGUGUGCGUAUGUGUGUGUUGUACAUGUGUGUGUGCGUGUGUGUGUACAUGUGUGUGUGUGCGUGCGUAUGUGUGUGUGUGUGUGUUCUUAUGUUUGGUGUAUACGAGUAUAACACCUGGUGAUAUGCAUAUUACUUCACCAAAAAUCAUUUUCUCUGUUUUAACUGUGACGAAUACCCGGCUGAUGCUUAUUCUCGCUCAGAUAACUAUCACAUGUUAUCUUCUGAAUGACGGUUUCACCAUUCCCACACUCUAAAUGGAUGAAAUAAAAAACAUGGCAGAUUCAAGGUGGGAGAAAUCUAUGAUUUUUCCCUGUUCGUUGUCUCAAAUGUCUUUUCAUGAAGCUAUGGCAUACAUAUUAGUUCCAUGUGUAGCUUUACUCAUUAAUGUUAUGUUUUUUACGUAUACUUUGAUAAUAAAGAUAAAAAUCUAA
Messenger RNA from Penaeus monodon (black tiger shrimp), 1587 nucleotides. RefSeq lists its product as uncharacterized. The record is from RefSeq and is a predicted model, not a curated record. The transcript has 3 exons. NCBI's taxonomy places the organism in Eukaryota, Metazoa, Arthropoda, Malacostraca, Decapoda, Penaeidae. The coding region runs from base 99 to 986 and encodes 295 amino acids.